Diospyros lotus (date-plum) is the source of this 830-nucleotide messenger RNA. RefSeq lists its product as uncharacterized. The coding region runs from base 37 to 390 and encodes 117 amino acids. The record is from RefSeq and is a predicted model, not a curated record. The transcript is spliced from 3 exons. NCBI's taxonomy places the organism in Eukaryota, Viridiplantae, Streptophyta, Magnoliopsida, Ericales, Ebenaceae.
UUCAAUCUGCUCAGGCACUUAGACCGCGUGGACAGAAUGGCAGAGAAUGAAAGAGGGAGCGAAGGAGAACAAUUCGUUUAUAGAAUCAGUACGGCCGAGGAGUGGCAGGCGCUGCAAAGAGAUGGAGCCAUGUUUGGCGGCCAACUUGACAAGUCCACCGGCUGUAUUCAUCUCAGCAUGCUCCAUCAGGUACAGUCAACAUUGCAGAACUUCUUUCUGAACAGUAGCAAGGACCUUUACCUCCUCCAAAUUGAUUCUAAAAAGCUUGGAGAAGGGUUAGCAUAUGAAGCUGUAGAUGACUCAAAUGUCUUUCCCCAUUACUAUGGUCCAUCUCGGAGUUUCAGUCCUCUCCCGCUGCAUGCAGUUUGCAAAGCUGAGAAGAUAACUUAAUCAGGUGGCCAAUUCAGUUGUAGUUUGCUAAGCUGAGUGUGGUACCUACCAGCUUUUGAUUUGGCUUUGUGCCUCCAUGUUCCAUCUGAUUUGGCAUUGCUUUAGUUCGUUUUACUGCACAUGAAGAGAUUUCUAUGUGCUUGUUACUAGUUUCUGCCAGAGAGACUAAGGUUCUACUCACAGUUGAUCAUAUAGUUGUUAUCAUUCUCCUAGUUCUAAGGCUAGGAAUUGUGACCGCUAUUGCAUGGUGGGAAGGUCUGAUUUCACUGAUUUGUGUUUUGGUGUCAAUGCAUUUUAUUUAUUUAUACGCUCUAAAUGUUAUUUGCAGCAGCCAGCAGGUGAUAUGGUUCCUGGUAUUGUCUGCCUUCUUGCGCUAUGAGACAGUUAAUGUUUAAAAAUGCUUCGAAAGACAUAUAAUUACAGAUCUCUCUCUCUCUCUC